Diaporthe batatas is the source of this 2926-nucleotide messenger RNA. RefSeq lists its product as uncharacterized. Lineage: Eukaryota; Fungi; Ascomycota; Sordariomycetes; Diaporthales; Diaporthaceae. The transcript has a single exon. The record is from RefSeq and is a predicted model, not a curated record. The coding region runs from base 567 to 2726 and encodes 719 amino acids.
CCGUCGUCAACAUGCACGCCCUCCUGAAGUCAGGAAUUCCGAGCUGUGAGUCCACAGAGAGGAUCGGUUCCCCUCAUGGUGCCCUCCAAUGGCGCUUGAUGGCCUGUCCCGAUGUCCUGGAAACGAAGGUCAACAGGCCUUGUGGCGUCUCAAACCGUGCUCUUUAUUGGCAAUCUCCUACCAACAGACAACUGCUUUGCGCUUUGCGCAGCAGGUAUGGUGGGAGGAGGCAGCGGGGCCCAGGCGCUUUUCCCCCAUCUCCCCCCUUUCCAGUCACCACGCACCACUGCUUCGCAGCGGGGCUUUAUCGACUCUGAGAGGCUUGGCCUAGAUGGCCGCCCACUUAACUUGAAGACGUCCUGAUAAACCAGCCGGCUGUUCUUCAUCAUCUCUCCCUGCUCCGUUGCUUUUCCUCCCCUUGCUCCAAGUAAGCAACCUCUCUAUCACCUCAGAACAGCAUAUUAGCCCAGUCCAUCUUCGGAGGAAGCCUGUCUAAGAUAUUACUCCCUGGUCUACCUUCUUCCUAUCGUGAUACUGGGUGGCACUUCCCAGAGAAGCGUGAUCCGAUGGAUGGGCCGUCGAGAAACCUGCCAUUUACUCGUGGGACCCCUUUCGAGAGUGGCCUGCGGCAUUCAUCAGCCCAGAACAUGGCUACUGCCUCGGUCGAACCUAACCAGACGGGCCCUCAAUGCCACUCGAUAUCCCACACCAACCCAACAUUCUUCCCAGUCGGUCGCUCUCUGCCUCCGAUCCCAAAUUUACACAACUCCAAAACCUACCCUGCUCACUCCAUCAACGAUGGCGGAAUAUCGCCACGGGAGGUUUCCGACAACAGCUCCGGCUUUCCUGUUGCCCCUUACGGAGACCAUUAUACACCUUGCCAAGGUCUACAGUGGCUCCAUCAGCCGCGCCAAAGCUUCGACUCCAUGCGUGUGGCCCCAAAUUUAACUAGGUCUUAUCCCGAGGCUGGCCAGUACCAUAUACCCAUCGACCCACAAGAGCCUGAGUUCAAGAGAUGUAGGCUUGGGUCAGCGAACUGGUCUACAUCACUCGAGGUUAGCUCCUGGGAGAUUGACGCCUUGGCUGUUGCGAAAUCCAGGCGGGCUUCAAAUCAACAAGUCUCUCUGGCAGAUAUGCCAACAUCUUCUUGGACCACUCCAGCACACUCAACCACAAGCUCGUCUCCUCCCGAGAUUUCGCUGGGAAACUCACACAAGAGCGGUACCUGGCAGCAGCACUCUUUGGCUUACCCAAGUCCCCCUCAGUGUCUGGAUGACAACACCAGACGGCUAAGCUAUCGAGGACCAUCCCCACGGAGGACGUCGUCUGUCUUUUCUGACGGCGCACUCACUGGAAGCCCAGAAGCAAGCUGGAGCACUGUAGGCUUUGACGGCCACAAAUCGCCACCUACAAGCCCAACUAUUACUUCUACCACUCUAGGAUUUGAUAGCCGGCCAUGCUCAAUGGGCCCUGGCGAGUCGACUCCGACCUUUGAGGAAAUCUACGACGUUCCACAAGUUGACCUGGCACCUCGACAAACGGAGAGGAAGUCGAUACUUGAGAGAUUCCCGAUGAAAAUAUUCAUGCGGAUCAUGGUCCAUUGCGAUUGGAAGCAGCAAAUCUUGCUCAGGCGUUGCAACUCAAACAUGUACAACAUGGUCAGACUUGACGCCAUACCUUGGGAGAUCAAGACAGCCAUCCUUUUGUACGAAGAGAACUUCAACCCCGAGAACUUCAAGCCAUCAAAGUCCCAAGAUGACCAUGGAUCAGAAGAACACGACUCAGAUGCUGCGCCCUCUUCAGACAAUGAGGGGUCACUUUCAAGCAAAGCUAAGAAGGGAAAGAAGGGACGUAGGAAAGAUGUAUCCAAGUCAAAGCCACAGGGGAAAAAGAAGCAGGGCGAGGAGGAUUUCAAAAAGUUCGCAUGCUACUCAUGCUACAAGAUCCUCCCAUCAUAUUACUUUGAGGGAAGGAACCUUGAGACCAAGACCGGCAGGACCGGUACGAGCCAGAAGAAGCGCGGGCACAACAACCAGUCGGGCAAGAAAGUCGACACGCGUGUUGAAUACGUGCAGGUCAUCUCAGUCGAUCCCGGCAGCCCUCCGGAGUGGCUUGUCGAGGACAAGGCAGAAGUCAAAGCCACAGACGUCGAAACGUACGUGACGGAGUACAUGAAGAGAGGUGUCAACUGCGACGACCUACGUCUAUACUACAAAGACAUCACCUCAGGCACGCACUGUAUCGCACCGGUUAGGGGUGUGAAUCCUUUCUUCACGGCAUCCUCGUCAGCAACGCCUCAGCAAUGCGAGACCUACAGACCGGUCUACCCGGUCGAGCCAAGCAACAGCCCCGGAGUCGGUGCGGACAGCAGCGCCUACACAUACGAACUGUGCAUCCCGGAGAACUCUGCGCGGGAUGAGAACCCGAUGGGGAGACCUCGCUUCGGACAGAUUACCAGAAUAUGCCAGCCGCAGCAACUACAAGAAGGACCACCUGAUGCUCAUGGGUUGUGUCUUUCGGCCCCGGCGCCACAAGUGAAUGAUAUCAUCGCUCUUCGGCGGUUCUGUAUACUCUGUGGCGCAAAGUAUGGGGCAUAUAGAAGGGAUUGCAACCGCAGGAUUAUCAACAUGGAGGAGGAUGGGUUUUGGGUCUGUGACUGCCGCAAGGUCAGGCCGACGGGCGUUGGGAGAAGCUGUCCGGACUGCGGCAGGAGUGUAAUUUACUAGGAGGGACUAGGGGGGGUGGUCCUGUCAUUGUCUUCUUUACGGGGGUUUCUUGAGUUCACGAAGCGUUCUUGGGCGGUACACUUGAAUUUGCAUUUUUGGAGGUCGGUUGUAUGCAGACCUUUGAUCUUUUGACUUCACGGAAUUCUUUCUACAAGAUGAGGCUUUGCUAGGCUUAAUCCCUGAUUCAAUCUUUCUUGCUC